UUUAUUUCCUCGAAUGCAAACGGUUUAGAUGUGGACGUGCAUUCCCCACGCUUUUCCCGUCCCUCUUUUGGGUUGUUCCUUGAGGGCCAAAGUCACUGUUGGGCUUUAUGUGAACCUCACCUAACCUGUGUUUUUUCACUUCCCUGCAGUUACCGGUAUUGUAAGAACAAGCCGUACCCAAAGUCUCGCUUCUGCCGAGGUGUCCCUGAUGCCAAGAUUCGCAUCUUUGACCUGGGGCGGAAGAAGGCAAAAGUGGAUGAGUUUCCACUCUGUGGCCACAUGGUGUCAGAUGAAUAUGAGCAGCUGUCCUCUGAAGCCCUGGAGGCUGCCCGAAUUUGUGCCAAUAAGUACAUGGUAAAAAGUUGUGGCAAGGAUGGCUUCCAUAUCCGCGUGCGGCUCCACCCCUUCCACGUCAUCCGCAUCAACAAGAUGUUGUCCUGUGCUGGGGCUGACAGGUGAGCUUGGUCUGGGCCUUUUAAGGCAGUUUUCCCAUAACUUGGAGUCUCUAUGUUAUUA
Molecule: messenger RNA, 516 nt
Organism: Piliocolobus tephrosceles (Ugandan red Colobus)
Lineage: Eukaryota; Metazoa; Chordata; Mammalia; Primates; Cercopithecidae
Product: 60S ribosomal protein L10-like
Exons: 3
Biological process (GO): translation
Cellular component (GO): ribosome
Molecular function (GO): structural constituent of ribosome
Source: RefSeq, a predicted model, not a curated record